AUUCAGUGACAGAUUAGGCAACAGCGUGACGUGUUUGCGAUGAAAAUCUCGCGUGAAUACUGAUGAGCAUUAUUUUUGGUCACAAUACCAUUUCCUGGAUGGAAAUCUGUACAGUGUGUGAAUUGAGCUGACUUAAUAGCGAUGUUGGCCUAUAAAUUCAGACUCACACGUUCCACAUAGUUAAACUCCUAAACGCCUGCAACUUGGGAAUCUUGAGUCGGAAACGAGCUGUUCUUGGUUUUGGCAUGGAGGAAUAAGAACUUGGUCGAGUCUCCCUUCUGAUUCACAAUCUGCCCCGCUUGUCAGGGAAGAUGGCUCAGUCAAUGUGGCUUAUUUUCUUUAGUGUGCUGCCUGCUUUGUACGUGGUGGAUACGAUGCCGCAUGGCAGCAGCGUCGGUCAAGAACAUAAUAACUACCGCGUAGUGUGUUAUUUCACGAACUGGGCUCAGUACCGGCCGGGAGCGGCACGUUUUGUGGCCGAUAACAUGGACCCGAGUCACUGCACACACAUGAUCUUCAGCUUUGCCAAGCUCAGCGACUCCAACACCAACCGUCUGGAGCCCUAUGAAUGGAACGACGAGUCAACAGACAACCUGGUCGGUAAUUACGAAGCCAUGAACAACCUGAAGCAGUACAACCCACGUCUCAAGACCCUACUGGCCGUGGGAGGCUGGUUGCACGGGACGCAGAAGUUCACCUACAUGGCCGAGACGGUCGCCAGGAGGCAGGUCUUCAUCCAAGACGCCAUCCAGUAUGUCCGAGAGAGAAACUUCGAUGGACUUGACCUGGAUUGGGAGUUUCCAGGGGCAGAGAACAGGGGAAGUCCGGCUGUCGACAAACAACGAUUCACGCUUCUUGUUCAGGAGCUACGUGCAGCCUUUGAAGAGGAGGCAUCGAUUACAGGUAGAGAGCGCCUCCUAUUGACGUCGGCUUGCUCAUCGGUGCCAUUCGUCAUCGCAAAUGGCUACGAAAUUGCGGCCAUCUCAAGUGCCCUAGAUUUCAUCAACUUGAUGGCGUACGAUUUACACGGUUCAUGGGAAGGCACUACCGGCCACCACACAUCGUUGUACCCUGGUAUGUCAGAUGUCGGUGACAAUCGCCUUCUUACUGUGUCCAACGCCGUCGAUAUUUGGCUGAAGGGCGGGACGCCACCCUCUAAGCUUGGCCUAGGGAUGGGUCUGUAUGGCCGCUCCUUCAACCUUACCGGCCAGGCGACCGGCAUAGGUGCUCCCGCUAGCGGGGCAGGUACGCCCGGUGGUUCCACCCAAGAAGCCGGUUUCCUGUCUUAUUACGAAAUUUGUGAAAAACUCCAGGAUGGCCGGCUGACACGGGUUUGGGAUCCGGAACGUCAAGUUCCAUAUGCCUUCCAGGACAGCCAAUGGGUUGGCUAUGACGAUCCACAGAGCAUCCAAAUCAAGGUCGAUUUUCUUCUGGGACAAAGCUUGGGCGGAGCCAUGCUGUGGGCUGUAGAUUUAGACGAUUUCAACGGGAACUGUGGAGAGACAUGGCCGCUGAUGAAAGCCAUCAACCGCGGACUUACUUUAGUGACCGACGAAGAAUCUCCUGCAGAAACACGUCAAGCCAGUACCCCAUUCACCUGCCUAGGCAUAUCUGAUGGUUAUUACGUGGACCCAAGCAGCUGCAGGAUGUACUACAUCUGCAACAACGGAGUCGCAAGCCAUCUUCCAUGCGGGCAAGGCCUAUAUUUUGACCCGCAGUCCGGUACAUGCAACUACCCUGAAAACGUCCAGUGCAACGUUCCGGACACACCGCUCUUCUGUGAUGACCGCGCCGACGGAUUUUACAUGGACCCAGCCGACUGCAGCAAAUUCUUUCAAUGUGCCUCCGGCCUGACGUACCCAAAUUCCUGCCUAUCGGGUCUCUUGUGGAACACUGACAGCAACUUCUGCGACUGGCCUGGUAAUGUCAACUGUAACCAGUCCGUUGUCUUCUCGUGUCAGGACCGAGGGCAUGGUUAUUACGGAGACCCGUACGACUGUGCGGGGUUCUACCACUGCGCUGUUGGCAAGGCGUACCGGUAUAGCUGUGGGCACCUGUACUGGAAUGCACUAAUUGGUGGUUGUGACAACCCUGCCAAUGUGCAGUGCAUACUAGCUUAGAGGGAUAUAUUCAGUCUCACUUUGAACUACAGUCUUCCGUAAAUCAUUUCAAACAAAACAUUGAGUUUAGGCCUAUGUUAGCAAUACAUUAUACUUUUUUGUGGUAAUGAAUUUCUCAUUUUAGGAUCAUGGUGCCAAUGGGUUGUAUUUUUAUCACGAUGCAAACUUUUUAAAAUUUGCAUUAGAGAUGAAACAAUAAUCGUUUGUAUCCUAUUUAAUUUCAUAAAGGUCCUUACAUUAAAUCAUUCCAAUUAAAAGAAAUUAA
This is a messenger RNA of Patiria miniata (bat star), 2385 nucleotides long. RefSeq names its product chitotriosidase-1-like. The record is from RefSeq and is a predicted model, not a curated record. The transcript is spliced from 8 exons. The coding region runs from base 312 to 2120 and encodes 602 amino acids. Gene Ontology annotation, cellular component: extracellular region. NCBI's taxonomy places the organism in Eukaryota, Metazoa, Echinodermata, Asteroidea, Valvatida, Asterinidae. Gene Ontology annotation, biological process: chitin catabolic process; carbohydrate metabolic process. Gene Ontology annotation, molecular function: chitinase activity; chitin binding.